This is a messenger RNA of Ictalurus furcatus (blue catfish), 3501 nucleotides long. It is a transcript of the gene ppp1r3da, whose product is annotated as protein phosphatase 1, regulatory subunit 3Da. Gene Ontology annotation, biological process: regulation of glycogen biosynthetic process. Gene Ontology annotation, cellular component: protein phosphatase type 1 complex. Gene Ontology annotation, molecular function: protein phosphatase 1 binding; glycogen binding. NCBI's taxonomy places the organism in Eukaryota, Metazoa, Chordata, Actinopteri, Siluriformes, Ictaluridae. The transcript has 2 exons. The record is from RefSeq and is a predicted model, not a curated record. Bases 165 to 1148 code for a protein of 327 amino acids.
CGAAACACACUUCUUUAGUUUGUACCCGUUUGGCACUACACUUCUGCAGGCUUUACGCAGUUUGUGAGAGUAAUGUCUCAGGCUUAGGUUGUGCAGUUUAACCUAUAUGACCAUCAUUAUUUCGACAACGAUGUAAUGUAUAAACACUACUGGAGGAGCUGCAGAUGAAAGAAAUAGCAAAACACAUCGGAUCGGAAGUUUAUGGUGUAGUAAAGCCUUGUCGUACACUGGAUAUGGCUUGUUCUACCAGACACAGCCAGGAAAAUACAUCCUCAGGAGAAUCAGAUGAUGAGCUAUUUUUUGUUGGGGUGUCAGAUAUCUCAAAGCAAGCGUCCCCUCUGAACCAUAGAGACAAAGCAUGGUCAAACACCAAAAGAGAGAGAAAGCCUGUGAAAAUUCGUCCACCUAGUCCCACAUCGCCACAACAGAGACCAGCAGGCCGUAGUUUCUCCUGUGAACCCCCUCCCAAGCCCAUCAUCCAUAGACGGGCCCAGUCUCUACCGUCACCUUCAGAAAGGCGGCGGAUGAGUGGUAGAAUUGGGGUCCGAUUUGUGGACUCACUGGGAAUGGACCUAGAAAAUGUUAAGGUUUUCAGAAGUGGAGAAGACCCGUUUGUACCGGAACAUGUUUUGUUUAGACUUUUGAUGAACGCAGAGCUAGCAGCCAAUAAGAGCUUGGAGAUUUCCCUACCCUAUUUGAAACCUGUGUUCCCUGAACAACCUGGUGACUGUUCAAAUUUCCUGGAACGUUUAUGUAAUCAGCAAGUGUGCUUGGAACGUGUUUUAUGCUAUGAGCCUGGCAUCAUUGGGAUUGUCCAAGUGGUCAACCUGGCCUUUGAGAAAGAGGUUAUCGCUCGUUACUCUUUCACAAACUGGAAGAGCUGUGCUGACACCAAGGCUUGCUGGGUUGCCAAUAAAUACUUGGAAGGCCGUUCCUGUGGAUGUAGCUGUGACAGUUUUCGGUUCCAUCUCCCAGUUCCACCGUUCAUCCUACACCCUGGAGCUGUACUGGAGUUUGCAGUCUGCUAUAAAGUGCAGGGCACUCAGUUUUGGGACAACAAUGAGGGACAAAAUUACAAGUUAGUCUGCCAGAGCUACAAAAUCCCUGUGCCCAAGGAAUGUGAAGAUAGCAUGAUACAUUUUGUGUGAGCGUUCUGAAUCAGUGUAUGUACAGUAUACUCUCAGUGGCCACUUUAUUCACUACAUCUGCCUUUUAAUUUGGUAAACUUAUAUACUGUAGAUGCACUUUGUAGGUAUACAUUUAGUGAAUGUAGCCCAUCUUUUGUAAUUCACAAUUUGCUAAUCAGCUUUUCAUCAGUGUAAAGGGACUGUCACAAGAAGGAUAAGAUAUUAUUUGGGUGGUGGACCAUUCUCAGCACAUUAAUGACACUAACAUGAUCGUGGCAUGGUUUUGUUUUUGUGUGUGUGUGGGGGGGGGGGAGGUAUUGGUAGGUGUGUCACAGGCACUGGAGUGUUGUUAUGCACUAGGGUUAGGGUUAGUUAUGUUUACUUAACCUAAUAAAGUGGCCACUGAAUGUUUGUCUGCUAUUCACCAGCACACUUUAUUGUAUCAAAAUCGAAUAACAAAUUGUUUGCCAAAACAUCUGAGAUAGUCCUGGAAAGAAUUAGGACUCUGACAUCCAAAUAACUACCACAACUACUAAUGAACCCUUACAGAUACAUCUGUGCCACCAGCUGGACUUUUGAUCAUAGAGCAAAAUAUGAUGUGCAGUAUUUGUUUACCUUGUGAGCUGAGACUAUUGAAUAGAAUGUCUUACCAAACAUUAUUGAGUUAUAAGCCUCUAAGUCACUAUUUGCCAAAUGCUCUUUUAUCUGAAGUGCCUGAGUAAUGGUUAGAAGGAAAUGAAUUACAUUAAACUCACAAUUUUGUAAACUAAGCAAUAAAUCCUUUAUUCCAUCCCAAUGUUUUGUUUUUCUUGGUGCAGUACAUGGGAGCAUUUUAUUUGAACAAAUCUUUAAAGUGAACUGAACCGGAUCACAUGGAUUAAACGACUCGUUCAGAAAGAUUUGGUCAUCCUUUUUUUAUACACAGUUUUAACACUCAGUAACUAUGUCAAAUGAGUAUUCAUUAAUAACAGGAAACAGUCCUCAAGUCAUAGGUUCAUUACAUUGGCAGAGUGGGGGGGGGGGGGGGUGUGUUUGGCGAUGGCACGAACAACCCUGGGUCCGCCUUCUAAGGGGGCCCCUACUGAUCAUGAAGUUUUUUUUUUUGUAAAUUUAUUUAAUUUUUUAGUAAGAAAACAUAAAUCAAAUGUCCAUUCCAAAUCAUUUUAUUACAAAAUUAGUUUUUAAAAAAUCAUUACAUCGCAAGCUACUAAAUUGUGUGUUGCAAUUUGUUUACAUACAGUAUGUGUCAUUUCCCUUUAGAACAGCAACAGGCAGAGAGGACUUUUAGCCGUCUGAAACUCACCAAAAGUUAUUUGCGAUUAACAAUGGGUGAGUCGUAGCUCUCAAAUUUAGCACUGCUCUGCAUCAAAAGAGAAGUUGACAUUGACAAGGACAAGGUAAUCGCAAGAUUUGCCAAAGAAAAGGCGAGGAAGAUGAAGCUUUAAAUAGCCCAAAUGUCGUUUGUUGUGUAGUCUAUAACCUGGUUCAGUAAUGCAUUGUUCUCAUUUGAAAAACUUUCCUCCCUUUGAACUUGUUUAAUGAGCUCGUUCAGUUGCUCGGUUUUCUUAAUCAGACUGUCUGAUUGUUUGGGUCAGAUAACACAACAGGUUGGAGCUGUCAAUGGAUUUUUAAGUUAUCUGUUUGUUUGUAGUUGGUAAUACUUCACUGUUGUGUUUUGGUCUAAUGUAGGCCUAAUCGUUGCUGAACGCCUUUACUGUUUUUUUGAGAACUAUUUUGACCCUAAAUGGAAUGUAUUGUUUUUCUAAACAAUAAACCCAGGAUACUGACUGCUUGUGUGUACUACAUGUGUGAUUUGAAAGAUUACUGAACACAAUACCUAAGCCUAGCCUACAUUGUCUUAGUUUGCUGAUCCAGAUUGUUGAAUUACAUGUGUAUCCAUUCAUGUCUGAGGUUGAAUUUUUUUUUUUUUUUUUUUAUACAAGAUUUUAAUAAUAAGGGGGCCCUGAACAUAAUCCCAUAGGAUUACCCAAAGGGCUAUCUAUUAUUGUAUUAUAGGAUUACCCAAAGUGCUAUAUAUUAUAUUAUAGGAUUACCCAAGGCGCUAUAUAUUAUAUUAUAGGAUUACCCAAAGCGCCAUAUAUUAUAUUAUAGGAUUACCCAAAGCGCUAUAUAUUAUAUUAUAUUAUAAGAUUACCCAAAGCGCUAUAUAUUAUAUUAUAGGAUUACCCAAAGCGCUAUAUAUUAUAAUCCUAUAGGAUUACGCAAAGCGAUAUAUUAUAAUCCUAUAGGAUUACGCAAAGUGAUAUAUAAUAUAUUAUAGGAUUACCCAAAGCGAUAUAUAUUAUAUUAUUAUCCUAUAGGAUUACCCAAAACUCUUUCCUUCUCGACCCUGAACGAGUCACUUGGUAAAAGA